This is a messenger RNA of Zymoseptoria tritici IPO323, 684 nucleotides long. RefSeq lists its product as uncharacterized. NCBI's taxonomy places the organism in Eukaryota, Fungi, Ascomycota, Dothideomycetes, Mycosphaerellales, Mycosphaerellaceae. Gene Ontology annotation, cellular component: nucleolus. Gene Ontology annotation, molecular function: RNA binding. The transcript has 2 exons. The annotation marks the transcript as partial. Gene Ontology annotation, biological process: endonucleolytic cleavage to generate mature 5'-end of SSU-rRNA from (SSU-rRNA, 5.8S rRNA, LSU-rRNA); endonucleolytic cleavage in 5'-ETS of tricistronic rRNA transcript (SSU-rRNA, 5.8S rRNA, LSU-rRNA); endonucleolytic cleavage in ITS1 to separate SSU-rRNA from 5.8S rRNA and LSU-rRNA from tricistronic rRNA transcript (SSU-rRNA, 5.8S rRNA, LSU-rRNA). The record is from RefSeq and is a predicted model, not a curated record.
AUGCCAAUACGCAAGCGAAAUGAAUUCCUGGAUGGAGGCGACAGCGAGGAAGAGCUUGAGAAUGGAUCUGACUCGGACGCGGAAGAGGGAAGGGCGGCGAUAGGCGGGCAUGCGAAUAAGAGGCGCAGGGUCGAUACAGAGUCUGAGAGAUCUUUGAGUGAGGUGGAGGAUGAGGUGAAGGAGGAGAAGGGCGAGGAUACUCGCUUCGACUUCAGCAAUUUCGAGGAUGCAGAACCUCCGGCCGACGACCAGGACGAAGACAUAGCUCAGGACGACAACGCCGACACACCUCCCACCUUACCUCUCAAACCCGCCAAAAAGUCCUCCGACCUCAAACAAUACGAAGCCGCCCAACGCGCCCUCCGCAAAUCCGGCGUAAUCUACAUCUCGCGAGUCCCACCCUUCAUGAAACCCCACACGCUCAAACACCUCCUCUCGCCGCACGCUCCCUCCGGCCUCAACCGCAUCUUCCUCACCCCCGAAGACCAGAUUCAACACACCAAACGCGUCAAAAACGGCGGCAACAAGAAAAAAUCCUUCACCGACGGCUGGGUCGAAUUCACCUCCAAACGCGAAGCCCAACGCGCCGCGGAGCUGCUCAAUGGCAACAUCAUCGGCGGGAAAAAGGGCGGGUUCUAUCACGAUGAUUUGUGGAAUGUCAAGUAUUUGAAAGGGUUCAAGUGG